AGGUUCCUAUAAGGUGUCAGGGUGGUCACUGUCUAUUUCUCCAUGGAGGAGUGGGAGUAUUUAGAAAGGACACAAGGAUCUCUACAAGGACGUAAUGAUGGACAUUCACCGCCCCUCAACUAUCACGGAUGGAUCCAGUCAUGGGAACCCCACCAGAGAGAUGUCCCGGUCCUCUGUAUUCCUGGGAUUCCACACAGGAAGGUCACACCAUCCCUCACCAUCAUCAGGUAGAUGGAUCCAGUCAUGGGGAACCCACCAGAGAGAUGUCCCCAUCCUCUGUAUUCCCGUGAUUCCACACAGGAAGGUCACACACCAUCCCCUCACCAUCAUCAGAGUGAAGAGCUGAUUUACAUGAAAGUUGAGGUUUAAAGAGGACGAGGAGGAGGACAUGUGUGCGGGUAUGAUCAGCCAAUCUACUGGGUGACAAUAUAAGAUAAGGAAUCUUCUCGAGAUAUCCGCAUCAGGUGG
Messenger RNA from Staurois parvus, 468 nucleotides. NCBI's taxonomy places the organism in Eukaryota, Metazoa, Chordata, Amphibia, Anura, Ranidae. The record is from the annotation of a GenBank genome assembly.